Cladophialophora immunda is the source of this 6471-nucleotide messenger RNA. RefSeq lists its product as uncharacterized. The record is from RefSeq and is a predicted model, not a curated record. Gene Ontology annotation, cellular component: nucleus; Ino80 complex. Bases 485 to 5530 code for a protein of 1681 amino acids. Gene Ontology annotation, biological process: chromatin remodeling; DNA-templated transcription; DNA repair. The transcript has 4 exons. NCBI's taxonomy places the organism in Eukaryota, Fungi, Ascomycota, Eurotiomycetes, Chaetothyriales, Herpotrichiellaceae. Gene Ontology annotation, molecular function: DNA binding; ATP binding; ATP-dependent chromatin remodeler activity.
GCUUGGGCUUCUGGGACUGCACCCACGGCUGCACCAACUGCGACUGACCAUGACCCAGCAUCCUCCUCAUCGCCACCAACCUUCAUCUCCUUUAAUCAUCCCUCCAUUCUCAUCACCAUCCCAUCGCCUUUUCCAAUUGCGCGACUGUGAAUACAUUUCCACUGCUCGGCUGAACAAUAAUGUCGCCAGCCCCUUGAAUGAUUCCGAAUCCGGUGACACGACCUGACUGUACCAGCCGAACGCCCUGAGAAAGCCCAAACGGAGUGGAUCGACCCUCCUCUCAUCCACCCCAAUUCGUCUGCACCGCGAUCAUCGUCGUUGGCGAAAAAGCUCCCUCCCACCUGCUUGCAACGCCGUGCCACGAUCUGGUGAUGGAGACUGGGCAAAGGCAAUAGAUAAAACACUUUGAUAGCGACUCUGUGCCAGUAGGACCACAACACCCACGGUAGACCAAACGCAAACAACCACGACCUUCGAGUGGUCAAUGAGGGAAAAAGAAUUCACAAUGUCUGGAUCGACACCUUACGCGGUUCGUUCGCCGACUCAGUCGAACCAAUAUCCACCACCUUAUUCACCAACUCACCCGAACCGUCCAUUUUUUGGCCAUGAACCCUUCCAGAUACCCCCUCAACACCUCAUCCAAACUCCGCCUCCAUUUCCUCCUGCGUCUCUGGUACACAGUCCGCAUCACGCUCGGCCCACGUUGGCAUCACCCUUGCCCUCAGCAAGCGCUCUACCACCGCCGCCGCCACCUCCUCCUCUUCCUCCCUCGAUAGGCCCAGGACCGCAGUAUCAACCUCUGACAUCAAGUCCGCCGUUUGCGCUUCAGCGAACGUACUCUGGACAUCUGGUCCACCCAAAUAUGCCGUCGCCAUACGACGUCAAUCCAUCGCACGCGCAUCCACCGGGCCCUCCAAGUUCGGCGCUGCAGUCACCGAUGAGGGACCACCAUAGUCUCACUAACGGAAGACAUGGAGACAUGUCUUCGUCAGAGUCGCGGCCGCAAUCGAAAGACAAACCGGACAGAGCAAGGGAUCCAAUGUCUUUUGCAAGCAUUCUUGGUCCUUCAAACAACGAACCCUCUCCCAAAAUGAUUGAAGCAAAACUGCCUCCUGCACGACCUGCAACACCGCCGCCGCCGCCAAAGGCUAUUGUUGAAAGCAAGGUUGUGUCUGAAAAGCCUCCUGUGACAAAAAUGGCGGAGAUCAAUACGAGCCAACCUUUCGCGAAUGGCCACACCAGAACACAAUCAAAGGCAGAUGCAGUACAUGCUCCUAAGAAGUAUCUUGCGCCACCACAACCACGGAAGAUACUCACAGAAAGGGAGGCUGAUAAGAUACUAAAGGCUCUUGCCAUUAUUGACGAGACGAGUUUCAGUGACGCCGAAGAUGCAUCAUGGUCCGAACACAAGGAACGGUACAAGCAAAGAACUAGGAAGAGAGCUGCAGAUGUGUACGAGGGUGAACUGCACAAGCGCAAGCGCCGCCGCGGCUAUCUUCUGGAGUCUUUCAUCCGAUCUAUGGACAAGCAGGCCCUCAUUGCAUCCCAACGCUUCCGUGAACGCUUCGAACCUGUCGCUGCCAAAGAAAUUGCAGACAAAGAUCACCAGAGUGAAAAGGAACGAAAGAAAGACAUGCAGCGGAAGCGGCGCCGUGAGCAACAGAUUCGUAAUGAGAAGGAGAGGCUGGAAGAGCUCGAACAGCGUGCGAGAGAUGCUGAGGAUCAAGAAGAGGCACAGAAGUAUCUGAGGCAAGCAGAGAAAUCCCAGGCCCGCAUAAAACAGACCACAGAACUGCUCGAGGGUGUUCCUCCUCAAGAAGACAUGGAAGUACCGGCACCGGCACCCAACUACGAAGGCGGUGUUACAUCGUCAUUUCAGCUGGCCACGCCCGAACCCGGCGAGCCUCCUAAGAAGCGCAGCAAGAAAGAUCCCAGUGCGCCCUCAGCUCGUCUAAAGAAGUCCAAAGAAAAGAAGCAAGCUGAGAAAGAUGCCGCGGAGGCCGCUUAUGCGGCAAUGGAAAAAGAUGCCUUGAUCCAGAUUGCACCCAAGGAGGAAGCAACCCCGGCACCAUCUGGCAAGUCCAAAAAGUCCAAAGUUCAAGAACCCCCCGUCAGUCCUCCUCCACAGACGGUCAACUAUGAGUCGAAAGGUUACAUCCAAAUCUACGAGCAAAUCUGGAGAGAUCUGGCCAGAAAAGACAUACCGAAAGUAUAUCGGAUCAAGCAAGUAUCUCUGGCUACUAGGACCGAAAAUCUCCGCAAAACUGCGAUCCUCGCAAGCAAACAAGCGCGGAAAUGGCAGGAACGCACCAACAAGAGCAUGAAGGAUACACAAGCACGAGCGAAACGUGUCAUGCGGGAGAUGAUGUCCUUCUGGAAACGGAAUGAGCGAGAAGAGCGAGAUCUACGUCGUCUGGCAGAGAGGAAGGAGAUCGAGGACGCAAAGAAGGCUGAAGCCGAUCGUGAGGCCAACAGACAGAAGCGAAAACUCAACUUCCUCAUCUCGCAGACCGAGAUUUACUCACACUUCAUCGGAAGAAAGAUCAAGACAGAUGAAGUGGAGAGAGCCACAGACGAUGCCGAAGUCGCUGGUUCCGGGGAAAAGAGCAGGCCCGCUGGUGUUCAGGAUCGAAGCAUGGACGACUUGGGCCUGUCCGAGGAACAUGGAAAUCACAAGGUCACAAACUUUGAAGACCUGGAUUUCGACGCCGAGGACGAGUCAGAGCUGAGGAGAGCGGCAGCGGCCAACGCGGCAAGCGCAUUGCAAGAUGCGCAGGACAAAGCUCGCAAUUUCAACGCACAAGACUCAAUGGAUGCGUUCGACUCUAGCGAGCUCAACUUCCAGAAUCCUACCAUGGCUGGCGAUGUCCAAGUCUCCCAGCCCAAGAUGUUGCAAGCUCAACUCAAGGAGUACCAGCUCAAGGGUCUCAACUGGCUGGUCAAUCUUUACGAGCAAGGUAUCAACGGUAUACUGGCAGAUGAAAUGGGUCUCGGCAAAACCGUUCAAUCCAUUUCGGUCAUGGGCUAUCUUGCCGAGCAGCACAACAUCUGGGGACCGUUCCUGGUCAUCGCUCCGGCCUCAACGCUACACAACUGGCAACAAGAAAUCACCAAAUUUGUUCCAGCGAUCAAGGUUCUCCCAUAUUGGGGCAGUGCAAAGGAUCGAAAGAUUCUGCGAAAGUUCUGGGAUCGGAAGCACAUUACGUACACGAAAGACUCUGAGUUUCACGUUCUCGUGACUUCGUACCAACUUGUUGUUCAGGAUGCGCAAUACUUCCAGAAGAUCCGAUGGCAAUACAUGAUUCUGGACGAGGCACAAGCCAUCAAGUCUUCGAGCAGUUCGAGAUGGAAGACUCUGCUCGCUUUCCAGUGCCGCAACCGACUGCUGCUGACCGGCACGCCGAUUCAGAAUAAUAUGCAGGAGCUGUGGGCUCUACUCCACUUCAUCAUGCCCACGCUGUUUGACUCACACGACGAAUUCAGCGACUGGUUUUCUAAAGAUAUCGAGAGUCACGCACAGAGCAACACCAAGUUGAACCAGGAUCAACUCAAGCGGUUGCAUAUGAUUCUCAAGCCGUUCAUGUUGCGACGUGUCAAGGCGCAUGUGCAGAAGGAACUCGGCGACAAGGUUGAGAAAGAUGUCUUCUGCGAGCUCACCUACCGACAACGAGCAUACUACUCGAAUUUGCGCAGCAAGAUCAGCAUCAUGGACCUUAUCGAGAAAGCUGCGCUGGGCGGCGACGAAGAUACUGCCACAUUGAUGAACUUGGUCAUGCAAUUCCGAAAAGUGUGCAAUCAUCCGGAUUUGUUUGAACGAGCAGACACAACGUCCCCCUUUUCGCUGUCGUAUUACGCCGAGACGGCUUCGUUCGUCCGAGAAGGUUCAUUUGUGCAGGUUGGCUAUUCCGUACGCAAUCAGAUCCAAUAUGAUCUGCCUCGAGUACUCUGCAAUGAUGUCGGGAGAAUAGACGUCGCUGGGCCCAACAAUCCGUACGCCGGCUUUCGACGUGCUGGCUUCAAGACCAAGGGACUGGGGGGUCUGAUGAGAAUCUGGACCCCUGAGCACAUCAAAUCCUCGGCCGAGGAGGAUGGAGCUUUCUCGUUCCUGCGGUUCGUCGACACGUCAACCGGUGAAGCUUCGUUUUAUGGAGAGUCGGGACUCUUCGAGCGUGUCAUGAAGCUCAAGAAACAGCAGGGACGGAGGUUACACAUCUUCCAAGAUUCUGAAGAUGGACCCGACGGACCACCAGCACACGCCAUGUUCAACAUCAUAGAAAACCAGCCUCGACGUGCACUUAUGGAACUGGACCCCAACUCGAACCUCGCAAGACUUUGCAAUAUCUCCAGGGAUACCCUUGCGGAACAUGGGGUUUCGGUGCUGGAGCCAGCGGCCCGACCGAAGGCGUUAGCCCCACCGAUUGAGAUCAGUUGUUUUGAUCAAUCCUCAAUUUCUGAGCGUCAGUUGACCCUCUUCAACACGGAUGUCCGCAGCACGCUGUACCCGCUAGAAGAGUCGCUCGAGGAGACGUUACUUGAGCGUGACGCGGACCCGGCUAAUUUCCCCAUCUCCAACAUGCUGCCCACCCCGGAAUCUGCGAAAGCCAGGUACACCAACAUCUCGGUGCCUUCGAUGCGCCGAUUUGUUACGGAUUCGGGUAAGCUAGCGAAGCUGGAUCAGCUGCUCCGAGAACUGAAGAUGGGUGGCCAUCGUGUACUCCUGUAUUUCCAGAUGACGCGCAUGAUCGACUUGAUGGAAGAAUACCUGACAUACCGCAACUACAAGUACUGUCGGCUGGAUGGAAGUACCAAAUUGGAAGAUCGGCGAGACACGGUGCACGACUUCCAAACCCGACCCGAGAUCUUCAUCUUCCUGCUCUCGACACGUGCUGGUGGUCUCGGUAUCAACUUGACAUCUGCCGACACCGUCAUCUUCUACGACUCGGAUUGGAAUCCCACGAUCGAUUCGCAAGCCAUGGACCGAGCGCACCGACUGGGUCAGACGAAACAGGUUACUGUGUAUCGACUCAUCACUCGCGGCACCAUCGAAGAACGAAUCCGCAAGCGCGCGAUGCAGAAAGAAGAAGUCCAACGUGUCGUCAUCACCGGUGGAGACGGGGCUGGUGUGGACUUCAACACCCGCGAUCGACGUGAGAAUAGGACCAAAGACAUUGCCAUGUGGCUGGCGGACGAUGACCAGGCGGCUCUCAUUGAACAGAAGGAAAAGGAGAUUGCCGAGAAGCCUGAUGAUGAGAACACGAAGAAGAGAAGCAAGAAGGCUGCAGCUGCCGCCGCGGCGCGGAAGCGAAAGGGCGAAAUGAGUUUGGAUGACAUGUAUCACGAAGGCGAAGGACAUUUUGAAGAUGCUUCGGCGAAACCGUCGGGAGCAGCAACGCCAGUAAGCGCCGCAGAGGCGGCUGGACCCAAGCGCGGGCCUCGUGGUGGACGGGGGGUGAGCAAGAAAGCCAAAACGGCCAAACAAAGACUUGCCAUCGUCGACGCCGAAGGGGAUCUAGGGAUGGGUGGGGCAUGAACGACAGGGAAGAUUCUGAAGUUUCACGCAAAACUCAGCGCCGAACAGAAAAUGGGUUGUGGAAGACAGAAGGUAUACAUGGGAUAUUAAUAUGAAACGCCAAGGGGACCCGGCCGACUGGGAUUUUGAAAUAGAAUUGGACAGGGAAGCAGGGUAUUGAGAGUGAAUCUUUUGCGUUGAUGGUGUUCAAUGUACGACUAUGGCAUACUGUUUGCGCGUUUCGAGGGUCUACUUGGUGAUGGGUGAUGAAACCGGGGCUAAGGAAUACACAGGCAUUGAGGCUGAAGAACCUUGCAUGCAUUCAUGGCAGAACUAGGGGGAGAGACACGAGAAUGUUUACCGCGGGUGAGAUUCGUCCUCGUGCUCGUGCUCGUAGAUCGGGGACCUAUUCAGGUAUCAGCAGCACCUUUUCGAGACGGCAGUGUGUUGAGUUGGGCCAGCAAAAGAAUCCACUAUCUUUCCAAAGAAAAAAGGGGGUCCUGACGAUGGUGCGUUGGUUCAGCCAUCAUCCUCUUGUCUCCAUGUCUCGAUUCCCACGCCCUUUGGAUCUUGGAGGUGGAAGAAUGCCGAGAGGAAAGGAGCAUUGGGUCAAGGAGAAGGCAUGAGGCAGCCACAGCAUUAAAGCGGUCGAUCGAGAGGGUGGUAAGACGACAGAGAUAGGGAUUUGGGGGGUGGUCUUGGAUGUAUUAUACUUGUAUGUCGUCGACGCGGGUGUGGUUCGUAGAUAGCAGGCGAAAUGAGGAGGUCAUGGUCUUACGGUGUGGUCGGACAAGGGCGUGUGUCUGCGCCAUGGGCCUUUUAUCGAGGAUGCAAUGUCGUUGCCUUGCCCUCCUGUCGCUGUCUCUGCUGUUGGGUGGUCAUGUCCGUGAUGAGGCUCCACGGGGGGGGUGACGGCGCCGUGAUGAUAGCGGCUGCGAUGGACGAUGGGUGGAUGAAUUGAG